ACUCGAGGAACUCCUUCGCCGAGCAUACCGGUCAAGAAUAUGUUCCGAAGUUCACCGCUAAGUUCCGAAUAGCGGUGAAAAGUGAAAUUCGAAGUGAAUUGUACGCAGUGACCAGCGGGGUGUCGAUGGUUUCGUUCUUUUUCGAACCCGAAUUUCCUUUCGCGGUACUAGCAACGAGUCCCUCGGGAUCUCGUUCGAGUCGAAGGAUGACGCGUCCUAGAGCAAAAGCAAAUGUAAAUCACGCGAAUUGGUGACGUACGAGUAACUAACAGGACAAUCACGUGCUCUAAUCGGUCUCACGUGACCGGCCAUCAGUGAAUCGAAAGGCCGCGCCGUGGUCGGUUAAUGGGACCGCUCGCGCUGGUUGCGUAACACAGAGAUCUGUCGAUCGAACUUAGGAGGAGCUUCUUCCUGUUGUCGACGUCGGUGCGUCUUCUUCUGUAAAUGUCACGUCGGUGUCGUUCCAGAACGCCGAAUCGUCACGAUGUACUAGAGAAGAGAAUUCGAGGCUAACGGACAUUUGGUUCGAACGAAGGAAGAAACAUGACCGCGUUCAACUUUAAGAAACUACUCAAGAACAGAGUUCCUGUUCUAAAAUGGCUACCCCUGUACAGAACAAACGACGCAUUGGGUGACCUAGUUGCUGGUCUGACGGUGGGCCUGACCUUGAUACCGCAGGCGAUCGCGUACGCCGGACUUGCUGGACUAACGCCUCAAUAUGGACUUUAUAGUGCGUUCGCGGGCAGUUUCGUUUACAUUGUUUUUGGAACAUGCCGAGAAGUCAAUAUUGGCCCAACCGCAUUGAUCUCACUGCUGACGUACACUUACGCAAGAGGGAUUCCAGAGUAUGCAGUGCUCCUGUGCUUUUUGUCAGGAUGCGUAACGAUUAUCCUAGGAGUACUCCGGCUAGGAUUCCUAGUCGAAUUCGUGUCCAUGCCAGUGGUAUCCGGGUUCACGUCAGCGGCCAGUGUCAUUAUCGCCUGCAGUCAAAUUAAAAGUCUGCUAGGUCUGAGGAUCCACGGGGAAAGUUUCAUCGGGAUUUGGAAGGAGUUAGCCGUCAAUAUCGGCUGGACCAGGAUCCCUGACCUGAUUUUGUCUUGCGUCUGCAUUCUAGUUCUUCUGAUCCUGAAGAAACUGAAAGACGUCAAGGUCUCGAAUAACAUUUUAAAAAAAUCUAUCUGGUUCCUGGGAACCGGCAGGAACGCUCUCGUCGUGAUUAUAUGCGCAGUAGUUUCUUACAUCUAUGAGAACCGAGGCGGGGCACCGUUCAUCCUCACGGGGCACAUAGACGCUGGGCUACCGUCCGUUGAGCCACCGACAUUUUCCAAAACGGUUGGGAACAACACGGAAACUUUUCUCGACAUGUGCAAGAACUUGGGUACCGGCAUCGUGAUCGUUCCCCUGAUAUCAAUAAUCGGGAACAUCGCUAUCGCCAAGGCGUUCUCCGGAGGCCAAUACCUCGACGCCACCCAAGAAAUGCUGACUUUGGGUUUGUGCAACGUAGUUGGAGCCUUUUUUCAUUCGAUGCCAGUCACUGGCUCCUUUUCGAGAAGCGCUGUGAACAACGCGUCCGGCGUAAGGACGCCUUUAGGCGGUAUUUACACAGGUAUUCUAGUCAUUCUCUCUCUAAGUUUACUCACGCCGUAUUUUUACUACAUCCCGAGAGCUACGCUCAGUUCCGUGAUAAUUAACGCGGUGGUGUUCAUGAUCGAGGUCAAGAUGAUACGGCCCAUCUGGAGAUGUAGCAAACGCGACCUGAUACCAACGUUCGCGACAUUCUUCGCGUGUUUGUUCGCUGGAGUCGAGUUGGGGAUUUUAAUAGGGGUGACGAUUGAUCUGGCUAUAUUAAUUUAUUUCAACGCCAGGCCGACAAUAUAUAUUGAAUACACAAAUACUCCUACGUCAAGUUAUACCCUCGUCCGUCCCAGUGCCGGGCUGCUGUUCCCAGCGGUGGAUUACCUGAGGAUAUACUUGAUAGAGCACUUGGAUAACGCUAACCCUAAGCUGCUGAAAACCUUCAAGAACUCGAAAAUCGUCGUUUUAGAUUGCAAGCACAUAGACAAAAUUGAUUUCACUGCGGCGCAUGGGCUGAACACAGUGAUCAGAGAAUUCAGAGAAAAAAAUCAUUGCUUAAUUAUGCUCCAGCCGUCCAAAGAGGUGUUGCAAAGCGUACAGUCCCUCUCCGAGGAAACAAUUAUGGUGGCCACUAAUGACGUCGAGCUCGUGGCUAUUUUGAAAGAAUUGAGUUCAUUCAAACGAACUCCGACUGUCACUAUGGAAAUUAUAAAUUUGAAAAGUGUGAAAACAACCGACGGCACAAGGGAUGAACUUACGAGCACGAAACUGUGACACAAUCGAUAAAUUUAACGGAAUUAGGAAAUUAAUCGAAGUUUGGAGAAUAUCGAAGAAUAAGAAGUCCUGCAAAUUCCUUUGCAUUUUUGUUGUUGUUAUCUUAUUUCAUUUUUUUUUUUCAGUACAUAUCGAAAAUCGAAUUAUAGGACUAUCAACGAUAUCGUAUAAAAUCGUAAUGAACAUUAACACCUAUUUACGAUGUGUGUAUGAAUUGAAUGAUAACUCGUACGUUUUGUAACUUUUUAUAAAGAUGUACCGAACUGACCAACAAUGAUGUAGUUCAUAAGAAAAUUACUUUAUUCCUAUUUCAAAGAGUCUAUUGACGAGUGCAUUUCUUAUUACGAAUGAAGGAAUAAUACUGCUGUUUAUAAAUGCGUAUCAGAAUAUGUCGAGGAAUAUAUAUAUAUAUGUAGUGUACAUAACAUCUACCAAGUACGGCAAGUUUACGUUUUAUUUUGUAAACAUUUGUAAGUCCUCGAAAAAUAAACUAUAUGGUAUUUCUUAACAAUAUAAGUAAUACUUAAACAAAAAUAAAUCGUCACGCUUGAAUACACGACCGUUAUAUAUGUUUGGCCUCCAAAUCAGUCGAGGAACGGAAAAUAAAGAAAGAAAACGAAAUUAAGAAAAUCGUGUCUUGAAUAUACAGAUUGCUUCAAAUAUUCUUGACAGCGUUGAAAAACUGUAACUUUCUUUAGUCGGUUUAAUGGAAUACAGUUUCAGUGCACAAAUUUACUCCAAGAUACAACUUGGUCAAGGAAACAAAAUUGAAAAAAUUGUUUUCAAUCUUGUUGGCUAGGAAAUUCUAUACCAUGAACCAGCCCAAGAAACUUCCAGAUACUAAACAUCGUUAAGAAUUAUUAAAACACUCUGUAUAUCGUCAUGGAAAAGUAAAUUCUCAAAUUUUUGUCACUUAUCAGAGUUCAAAUCACAAUCAUAAUAUCCUUCCUUUUAUUCUCCGUAGAAAAACACAAAAGUUUCCAAACACGAACUAAACACUAAAUAGUCGUAAUACUUUCGAUCAUAGGAACAUAAAAAAGUAUCGCAAUAUUGCCGUUUCACGACAUCCCCGGAACCAGCGCUUGAUUAUUAUUGAUUAUUAUUAUUAAAAGUACGCAUAGAAUCCAAGUAACGAGUAACACCGAUUUCUAGCGAAUGCAUAUAUAUAUAUAUAUAAAUAUCUGAGGAGAAUCUAUAAAAUAGAGUUACUACUUUCACACUGUUACGAUAGGAAAAUGAGACGCGUUUUCGCGCAAUACUUCCGAUAAAUGGCAGUUAUUAUACGAUAAAUUUCUUUUAAAGCUUUUCAACUUUGACAAACUAUCUCUAAGGAUGCGAAACACCUAGUGCGAUGCACGUCAAAUAUAUAUCUAGUAGAUCGAUUAAAAAACUGACUUUUACGGAUAUACAUACAUAUACAUAUAAAGGUAACAAUGAUAGAAACGGAUGAGGAAUCGUAAAGUGAACGUGCAACGAUUUUUGUACUGCGUAAUUGCAACGAUCUACAGUCUGAAACAAGAAAUACAC
Hylaeus volcanicus is the source of this 3876-nucleotide messenger RNA. RefSeq names its product sodium-independent sulfate anion transporter-like. The transcript is spliced from 10 exons. The record is from RefSeq and is a predicted model, not a curated record. Gene Ontology annotation, biological process: transmembrane transport. The coding region runs from base 544 to 2349 and encodes 601 amino acids. Gene Ontology annotation, molecular function: sulfate transmembrane transporter activity. Gene Ontology annotation, cellular component: membrane. Lineage: Eukaryota; Metazoa; Arthropoda; Insecta; Hymenoptera; Colletidae.